Asparagus officinalis (garden asparagus) is the source of this 450-nucleotide messenger RNA. Its product is annotated as cystathionine gamma-synthase 1, chloroplastic-like. The transcript has 5 exons. Gene Ontology annotation, biological process: transsulfuration. The coding region runs from base 1 to 450 and encodes 149 amino acids. Gene Ontology annotation, cellular component: chloroplast. Gene Ontology annotation, molecular function: pyridoxal phosphate binding; cystathionine gamma-synthase activity. NCBI's taxonomy places the organism in Eukaryota, Viridiplantae, Streptophyta, Magnoliopsida, Asparagales, Asparagaceae. The record is from RefSeq and is a predicted model, not a curated record.
AUGGAUAAUGCUGCAUACAUGAUCUCUCGAGGUAUGAAGACGCUGCACCUUCGUGUACAGUAUCAGAAUAGUAUAGCAUUGAGGAUGGCCCAAUUUUUAGAGGAACAUCCCAAGAUUUUACGGGUAUAUUACCCUGGACUGCCAAGUCAUCCAGAGUAUCACAUUGCCAAGCAGCAAAUGACUGGUUUCGGUGGUGUGGUCAGUUUUGAGCUAGCCGGAGGCUUGGCAGAGACUAAAAAGUUCAUUGAUUCUUUGAAAAUUCCAUACCUUGCUCCUUCUUUUGGAGGUUGUGAGAGUAUAGUGGACCCACCAGCCAUUUUGUCUUACUGGGAUAGCGUGUCGGAGAGAAACAAGUACGGCAUUGGAGAAAACCUGAUCAGGUUCAGCUUUGGAUUGGAGGACUUUGAGGAUUUGAAGGUUGAUAUCCUUCAAGGUCUUGAAGCUAUGUGA